GCAAGACAGUAUGUACUUACAACUACUUGAAAGAUAAAACUAAUUAAAACUAAUCAAUGACGUAUAUGAAUCAUAACAACAGCAACAUACAUACAUUACUUGAAGUGUUAUUUUAUUACAAUAUUUUGUAAACCACACGAUAAAUAAGAUAUUGCAUGAAGCUCUAUCUUAACAUUAAAGGACGCAGAGUCACGUAUUGACGAUAACCUUAUCGAAUGUUCCGAUAAUGCGAACGUAUUUUAUUCCUGAUCAUUAGUACAUAUUGGUAAGAUAAGCGUCAUCGAGCAGAUGUCGGCUUAAUUUUUUAAUUGAUAAUUGCGUCUUUUGAUUGAUAUAAAUAUGCUCGAGGAAGUAGCUUAUUCCCAGUGUCAUUUACGACUGCAAGCAAUCACCAUUCUAUUGAAAAAAGUUAGUGAUCAUUGCUUGAUACACUUCUCUUUAAAAUGACGUUGAUUAAUGUUGCAAACGUAAUAAACAUGUUAGUGACUACGUUUCAAAUUGCGAGUAUAGCACACACACCUGUAACGCCGUCUGAAAUUGAAGUGCAUAAUGAAAUUCAUGACAUUAUACAAAAUUUUCUAAACGUACAUUCCGUAUCAUUAAUUGAACAUGAUUACGUGCUUGAUUUUGCCGAUCCAUCAGAACCACAUGGAGCACAAGUUGUAGAGUACAUUACAGCUGCAGAAGAAGAAGAAGACAAUUUUGAACCUGAAGAAUGCAUUGUUGACAAUGAAGGUGGAAAAGUCGACUUCAGUUAUAAGAGAAAAGCUGUGGAGUUUUGGAAAAGCGGAAAAAAGGCACGUCGAUCUUUUACUACUGUACAGAGAAAUUGUCGCAAGGUUAAAUCCUUGAGCCAGUUUUACAGAUGGGAAGCGAGUGUAGAGAAAGGUGGAACAAAUGCAGAUAAAUUUCAAUUUAUUGCGGAAUAUGUACUGCAAAAGUUUGAAGAAGCUUCUGACAGAAGAUCUAUUGUUCACGAUAUGAAUUUAAGAUUCUGGGCCUUGGAGGCAAAGGACCAAAUGGACUUACCCGAAUUCAAGGCAAGUAAAUGGUGGAUUUGGAAAUUCAAGAAUGUACAUAGAAUUUUUCUCGCAAGAUAACAACAUCGCGAUCUACGCUUCAAGAUAUUGGUAACCUACAAAAUAUCGCAGAAUUGUUUGUUUUAAACGUAAGAUCUGACAUCCCAGCUAUCGGAGUUGAAGAAAUUUAUAAUGCAGACGAGAGCGGCUUCAACCUUGAAAUACAUUCUGGGCGAACAUUGGCGAAAUCAGGAGUAAAAACAGUUGAAGCGAUGGUUCAAUCGGUAUCUUCUACAACACAUAGCUACACUAUAAUGCCUAUUAUUUCGGCAAGCGGACGUCUUCUUUCACCACUAUAUAUAGUUUUAAAGGAGUCUACAGGAACAUUUGGUCCGAGGGUGCAAGAAACUCUAUUCCGUCCAGUUAACAUUUACAUCCAAGCUUCAAAAUCAGGAAAACUCACGUCUGAACAUUUCAAAACUUGGUUCAGCGAAGUGUAUGUACCAAAUACUGGCCGUAAAAGCAUGCUACUACUCGACUCGUGGACGGGACACUGCCCGAGCCAGCUAGAGCAGUUGAUUCCACAAGACAAAGAAGUAAAAUUUUCAACCAUUCCAAAAAAGACAACGGCCUUCAUUCAGCCUUUAGAUGUGUUUGGAUUCCGGAUUUGGAAAAAUUUCGUGCGAACAUUUUCGGAUAAUGUAAUUCUCCAAGAGAAACAUGUCAAUUUGCACUCACGUAAUGAAAUAAUUAAAUUGCAAUCACUAACUCAUAAUCAGCUUUCUUCGCCCAGAUUCAAAAAUCUUUUCCAAUAUGCUUGGUUUAAAAGCGGAUAUCUAGAAACGCAUCCCGGUGAAUUUCAAAAUCCUGUAGAUUUCUGUUACUUCAGGAAAGAAAAGCAUAUACCUAAAUGUAGUAUUUGUGGGCUGGCCGCUUUUAUGCGCUGUGCAUGGUGUGGCGAGUAUUUCUGUUUUAAACAUUUCUAUGAAGAAUAUCAUUACUGUACCAAUUAUAUUGCGUAAUGUUUAGUGUAUCUGCCGUUUUGUACUAGUACAACUCUUCCAAAAUAUAAUUAAACAACAAAGCCUGUACAAAAAGCGAAUGCAAAUGUUUUAUGUAUCAGGAUUAAUCAGAAUUAAUUAAAUUAAUUCAUUUAUUCAUUCAAAAUAGAUACGAACCGUCUUGCUUUAAUAAAUGAAAGAUGCUUGAAAUUCAUAUAAAUUAUGAUUUAAAUAUUGUAACAUUAUUAUAUCGUUACAGAUUAUCUUACAAUUAUGUACUAAUGAUCAGGAAUAAAAUACGUUCGCAUUAUCGGAACAUUCGAUAAGGUUAUCGUCAAUACGUGACUCUGCGUCCUUUAAUGUUAAGAUAGAGCUUCAUGCAAUAUCUUAUUUAUCGUGUGGUUUACAAAAUAUUGUAAUAAAAUAACACUUCAAGUAA
Messenger RNA from Odontomachus brunneus, 2459 nucleotides. RefSeq lists its product as uncharacterized. The coding region runs from base 444 to 1100 and encodes 218 amino acids. NCBI's taxonomy places the organism in Eukaryota, Metazoa, Arthropoda, Insecta, Hymenoptera, Formicidae. The transcript has 2 exons. The record is from RefSeq and is a predicted model, not a curated record.